Messenger RNA from Stylonychia lemnae, 2085 nucleotides. The record is from the annotation of a GenBank genome assembly. NCBI's taxonomy places the organism in Eukaryota, Ciliophora, Spirotrichea, Sporadotrichida, Oxytrichidae.
AUGAGUCUGUAAAAUUAUACCUCUAUCUGCCCAGUUGCUCGUCCUAAUUCGGGCUUCAAAUCUAAAUCUCCUUUGUUUUCUCUCAAGAGAUAUUCCAAUUAAACUAAAGAGUAAUUAGCCUAAGAAACUCAGAAAUAGCAAUCAGGUUCUGAAAUUGAUUAAACUAACUUAUCUUCGCAAUACUAUACAUUAAAUCAAACGAAAUUGAAUUAAUCUAAACAAGAAGGGAUAGUCAGGAAUUUAAAUACUUCUUAAGACAUAAACAGUAAAACUAAAAAGAAUUCUAGUAGUUCUGGAAGACUUGUGAGCUACUAAGCAAGGAGAGACGAGAAAAAAGUGAAUAAAAGUUAGAGCAGCAGAAGUCAAUCUCAAAGUUAAUUUAUUGAUCAAGAGUAAAAAGAUGCCUAUUUGACUGCCUUCGAUGAAACAACACCAAAGCCACUCCUACUCAGACCUAAGUAGCAAUCUUUACAUGAAAGGAGAUAGACAUAGAAUGAUUAUAAAAUGAACUCCCAGACUCCACAGAUUGUAGAAAAAUAUGAUAAAAAGAUGCCUAUUAUAGUCGAGGAUGUUAGCAAUUAUGCGGAUAAAACAUAAGUAGCAAAGCAUCAAGAUUUAAAUGAAUUAAAGGAGUAACUUGAAAAACAAUAACAAGAUAUUGAAAUGUAGAGAUCUUUAUAGCAAAUUAAUAUCGAAUCGUUUGAUUCCAAUAGUCCAUAACUUAAACUCGAGAAUCUAGUCAACCUGUGGAGCAAAAUUAAGAGUGCUCACUAAGAUAUUAACAAUAGCAGAGAAAACAGCAAAGAUAGAAAAGCUCUAAAAUAUUUUAACAAAAACUUACACAUCGAAGCCCCUAUGGUAAAUAUAGACAAAGUAGAAUUAAAAAAAGCCAACUCCACUCAGAAUCAGAAUAUUUGUUCGAUUAAUCAUGGGAUCCUAACAGAUGAAUAUUGCAACUUGAACUAUUAAAGAAACUAUGAAAAUACGUCUUAACAGGAUCUGUCAGCUUUAAAUAAUUCCCAUUUUGAAGCUUUGCAACCUAGAGUUAACGACCCUUAAAAGAUUCAAAAGAGUCUUGCUUUAUUAAAAAGCAGGCAGCUUUCAACCAAUAAUAGAACUUAGAUUAAGGAUUAAACCUUGAUUCAUAAUAUGAGCAUUUAAGAUAAAGAAGGAGGGAUAAGUAGUUUACAGUAGCUUCAGAUAACUCCAAUUUAGCUAGCCAAACAAAUACUUGAGAAAAAUAAACAGUACUUUGAAAAGCAAACUAAUCAGAAAAGCUCUAAAAAGAGCAAUAGUAAUAAUACUUCUAAUAUUUCAACUCCAUCAAAGCUGAAUAAUUUAAAUUCAACUACCUAUAUUUAAUCUAUUAAAAAGUAGUAUCUCACUUCAUACAAGUAAAAUCUGUAAAUGAGUCCUAAAAUCAAAAAUAAGCCUUAGAUGAGAGAAGACAGUGUCGAAAGUAAUAACGAAGCACUUAGUAAAGAUAGAUUCUUCAGCUCAACUAUAGAGUCUAACAAAUAAGCCAAUGAAAAUAGGUAGGACAAGUUAAAUUACAUAAUAUCUUAAGUUAAACACAAAAUUGACUUGCAAGACUAUGAUUAACAACAACCGUAAAGACAAGAAAGUUCAAAAUUAACUCUGAUACCUUAGAAAUAAAGAUCAAUUCAUCAAAGAAAUUCAAUGAUAGAAUAGUAAUGCUAAAAGCUUAUUCCUGAUAAUUCUAUUGAAGAGCACAAUCUUGAAUUAAAAACAGAAAACCAAGUGAGGUUGAAUAAUCAUCAUACAAUUAAAGUUUAACAAUUGAAUUCAACAUAAAGUGGUCAAAAUUAAGAUAGUCUUCGGAUCAAUUCACUUUCAAAGAUUCUUCCUUCUAAAUUGAAACAGCCUACUGUAAUAAAUAAGACUCCUAGUAACUAGGCAAUGCAUAAAUUAGACAACAAUAAACUUAAUUAGACAGCUAAGUUGAUGGCAUUAAAAUAGAGAGGCAUCAAUAAGGUACUUACCACUAACUCACAAGGUACUACUAGAUUUUCAUCCAAGAGAAAUUCAUUACAAUCUGGAAUAUUGUAGACAAAAAUCAAGUGA